GCCACAUGGUGCCAAAACGGCUAGCGCAUGGUGGCACCGCAGACCUUCCUCGACGACCUGCAAGCGUCGCUGGCGCGCCGGCCCGUACGCGUCCUCAACGGCGCCCGCAAGGCCAGCGUCGCGGCUGUCCUCCGCGUGGACGGCGACCGCAUCCGGCUGCUCUUCAUCCGCCGCGCUGUCAACCCGCGCGACCGAUGGAGCGGCCAGAUCGCGUUUCCCGGCGGCAAGUGCGAGGCCAACGAAACGUCCCUCGAGACUGCGAUCCGUGAAGCUAGAGAGGAGGUCGGUCUUGACCUCGCCUCGGCCACGUUGCUCGGGCAGCUGCCGGUCCGCGCCGCGACAAGCGGCAACACGAUGGUUGUGAGUACGCACGUCUUUCUCUGGACGGAGAUGGCGGCGCCGGCAUUCACGCUGCAGACGUCCGAGGUCAGCGCCGCCUUUUGGGUCGACGUCGAGCAUGUGCUCACGGCGCGCCUGCGCGAGCUGCGUAUUCCGCUGGACGCUAUGAGGCGCCGCACGAACGAAGCGCCGUAUCUCCACCGCAUGCUACGCCUUCUCGGGUGGUCGACGAUUGCGUUUCCUUGCAUAUACCUCCCGCUGCCGCAUCAGAGAGGCAACGACGACGAGCGUAGCGAUCGCGGUGCCGACGAGUAUGUGCUCUGGGGCCUUACCUAUGGCAUGGUGCUCGAUCUCUUCAAGGACAUUCCCGGCGCCCGCCACCGCCCGUCGACGUCGCUGCUCCUUGUCUACAAGCACAGCCAGCGCUACAGGCUCUACGUCCUCCUCCACGCUCUAUGUGUAGUAGCUGUAGGCUACGCCAUGGCCAAACUCUAAGCACUGCGAUUAACGGCUUUACACCAUGCGACCGAGGAGCGACUCAACGUGACGCCAACCGCG
Saprolegnia diclina VS20 is the source of this 897-nucleotide messenger RNA. RefSeq lists its product as hypothetical. The record is from RefSeq and is a predicted model, not a curated record. The transcript is spliced from 4 exons. Bases 28 to 834 code for a protein of 268 amino acids. Gene Ontology annotation, molecular function: coenzyme A diphosphatase activity. NCBI's taxonomy places the organism in Eukaryota, Oomycota, Saprolegniomycetes, Saprolegniales, Saprolegniaceae.